Molecule: messenger RNA, 318 nt
Organism: Paramecium tetraurelia
Lineage: Eukaryota; Ciliophora; Oligohymenophorea; Peniculida; Parameciidae
Exons: 1
Source: RefSeq, a predicted model, not a curated record
AUGAAUGCUAAAACUUGCACAAGGGAAACUACGAAAUAAUUUUUACCAUUGUUUAAUGAUAUAGAUUUAUUCCAUUUAGUAGGCAUGUUUUUGGACAUUCUUUAAUUACAUUAUACAUACUAACAAAUUAUUAACAAUAAAAUUAGCUCAUUCAAUUAAUAAUUUCAGGAUAUAAUGAAUUCAUGGAAUUUAAUUAGAAAUACAAUUGGACUAUUUGGUUCUGCUGUCCAUGAAGGAUAAACAAUAAUUGGAACUGAAUUAGCACCUAGAGUACUUCGAAAAGGGGGAUUGAUAUCGGCUCUCUAUAAUUUAGGAUGA